AUGAGCGUUGUCGCAUUUCUUUUGCUUGAGUUACUUGCCAUAACAGCCAUCAAUAUUAGCUUCUGCAAUGGAAGCUCUUACAUGGGUUGUAUUCAAAGUGAGAGAGAAGCACUUUUAAGGUUCAAGCAAGAUCUUGAAGAUCCUUCCAACCGACUUGCAUCUUGGAAUGGUGACGGAGAUUGUUGCACAUGGGAAGGUGUUGUCUGCAACAACUUCACAGGCAACGUCCUUGAGCUCCACCUUACAAGUGAGUCCUAUCCCAUAUCAUAUGAUUUCUCUGCUCAAAUAGAUCGGCGAAGGUCAAGGUUUGGUGGUAAGAUAAAUCCCUCUUUGCUUAAUUUAAAGCAUUUGACUUACUUGGACUUAAGCGCAAAUAAUUUUAAAGAGAUUCAAAUUCCUGAAUUUCUUGGUUCUAUGGGUAGUCUAAGAUACCUUAAUCUCUCUUCAGCUGGAUUCGAGGGUAUAAUUCCUCACCAACUUGGAAAUUUAUCUAAUCUGCAAUAUCUUGAUCUCGGUCAUAAAAAUGAUUUCCAGUCAUUAUAUGUUGAGAAUUUUUCUUGGUUGUCCGGUCUUUCUUUGUUAAAGAAGCUUGAUUUGAGCGAUGUUAACAUAAGUAAAGCCUCAAAAGAGCUUCUGGUGAUAAAUGCACUUCCUUCUUUACAGUUUUUAAGUUUGUCAAAUUGUGGUCUUCAUCGCUUUCCUCCGUUGUCUUUUGUGAAUUUUUCAUCUUUAACCUUCCUUGAUUUGAGUGGUAAUAAUAUUCAAGGUACAAUACCUGAUGGACUUCAAAACUUGACAUCUCUUAAGUAUCUUAAUUUAGGUUACAAUGAUUUCAAUUCAUCAGUACCAAACUGGUUGUACAAACUUGGCCGUCUGGAAGACCUUUCCCUUGCUGGCAUCCACUGGCAAGGAACGAUUUCAAGUGCUGUAGGAAACUUGAGUUUUCUCAAAACACUUGAUCUCUCUUCUAGUAAUCUUGAAGGGGCAGUCCUGACAUCUUUUAGAAGAUUUUGCAACUUACGGUCAAUCUCUAUGUCAUUGAUGAAUUUGAAUCAAGACAUACAUGAAGUAUUAGAGUCUCUGUAUUUGGUUUGCAGUAAUCUUUUUGGUCAUUUGACAAAUCAACUCGGACAAUUUAAAAAUUUAGAAUUUCUUGAUCUUACUAACAACUCUAUUUCUGGUCCUUUUCCAUCAUCUUUGGGAGAGCUUUCCUCAUUGCGAAUUCUAGAUCUUUCAGAUAACAAAUUGAAUGAAACUCUUUCUGAAGUCCACUUUUCCGGUCUCACAAAAUUGAUAGGUUUUGCUGCAUCUGGAAGUUCUCUAAUGUUCAAAAACAGUGCUGAGUGGAUCCCGCCGUUUAAACUUCAAAUUUUGCUAUUGAGGUCGUGUCAUUUGGGGUCUCAAUUUCCAUCCUGGCUUCAUUCACAAAAGCAUUUACUUGUUCUAGAUAUAUCCAACUCAAGUAUUUUAGAUACUCUUCCUGCUUAUUUAUUUAAAGCCCCUUUCCAAAUUGUUCACCUGAAUCUCUCUCACAACCAAAUGUAUGGAAAGAUUCCAAAUCUAAUGGAGUCAUCAAAACUUGAUUCACUGGACUUAAGCUCAAAUAAUUUAUCAGGUCCAUUGCCUCUCACACCCUUCAACAUGCAUGAACUCAACCUUUCCAACAACAGUUUGUCAGGAUCAAUUUCUCACUUCUUGUGUUACAAGAUGAAUGAGGCAAAGAGAUUGAUGCAAAUUCUCAUCCUUAGCAAAAACUUCUUCCACGGAGAAUUACCAGAUUGUUUGGUGAAUUGGCAAGACUUAAUUGUCUUGAAAUUAAAUUACAACAAAUUUACUGGUAAUCUUCCAACCACCAUUGGAACUUUAAGUUUUCUUCAAUCACUACACCUUCGCAACAACAAGCUCUCUGGACCAUUACCUGUGUCAAUUAAAAAUUGUACAAAGUUACAAGCCUUUGACGCAAGUAAAAAUGAGUUUACUGGAAACAUUCCAGCGUGGAUAGGUGAAAGCUUUUCAAGAAUGAAAUUUCUCAACCUUCAUUCAAAUAAGUUUUAUGGACUUUUACCGGUGGAACUUUGCCAUCUCACUUCUCUACAAAUCGUAGACCUUGCGAAUAACAAUUUUUGGGGAAUCAUACCAAGGUGUAUCGGGAAUUUCAGUGCCAUGACUACUCAGAAUCAUUCUGUACAGGUGGAUGAAAACAAUAUUGACUAUUCGUCAGAUGCGUAUUUUUCUCCCGAGGAUUUUCUUGAGGAUGCGUCACUUGUGAUGAAAGGGAGGAUAUUCGAGUAUAGCACAAUUCUUAACUUGGUAAGAGCUAUAGAUCUUUCCAAUAAUAAUUUCUCAGGAGAGAUUCCGGUAGAAUUGACAAAUCUUGGAGCACUGAAAUUAUUGAAUUUGUCACAUAAUCAUUUUACCGGUAGAAUUCCUGAGAAUAUCGGUGUUAUGCUAUCGUUGGAGUGUGUUGAUUUUUCUGGAAAUAAGUUGUCUGGUAAAAUUCCACAGAGCAUUUCAAGUAUGUCGUUCUUGAGCUCCUUGAAUUUAUCCAACAAUAACUUAGUUGGAAAAAUUCCUUUGUCCACUCAGUUACAAUCCCUUGAGGCAUCUUCUUUCACAGGCAAUGAACUUUGUGGACCGCCACUUAUCAAGAACUGCACUGCAACUAUUCCAACGUCGGACCAUGAUAGUGGAGGAGGAAAUGAUGAUGGUAAUGAACAUGAAGUUGACUGGUUCUAUGUAGGCAUGGCACUUGGAUUUAUGGUGGGUUUCUGGGGUGUAAUAAGUCCUUUACUUAUCAGCAGGAGGUGGAGGGUUAUCCAUUUUCAUUUCUUGGAUAGCCUUUGGAUCAAAUUUUGCGCUAUCGUGAGAAAAUGUUUUUAG
Messenger RNA from Pistacia vera, 2880 nucleotides. Its product is annotated as receptor-like protein EIX2. The coding region runs from base 1 to 2880 and encodes 959 amino acids. The record is from RefSeq and is a predicted model, not a curated record. Gene Ontology annotation, molecular function: protein binding. The transcript has a single exon. Lineage: Eukaryota; Viridiplantae; Streptophyta; Magnoliopsida; Sapindales; Anacardiaceae.